This is a messenger RNA of Corylus avellana, 1418 nucleotides long. The record is from RefSeq and is a predicted model, not a curated record. Lineage: Eukaryota; Viridiplantae; Streptophyta; Magnoliopsida; Fagales; Betulaceae.
AUGAAGGUUGACAUCGAAAUUAUCUCCAAAGAGAUCAUCACACCCUCUUCUCCAACCCCACACCAUCUUCGCCAUUACCAGCUCUCCUUUCUCGAUCAAAUAGCACCCCCUGUUUUCAUGCCCUUGUUUCUCUUCUUCCCCAAACAAGCUGCUUCCAAUAAUCCGAUCACCAACUUAGAGCAAAGCAACCGGCUCAAGAAAUCCUUGUCCGAUGCCUUAACCCGAUUCUAUCCACUAGCAGGACGGGUUAAGGAUAGCGUUUUUAUUGAUUGCAAUGACGAGGGCGUCUACUACGUGGAAGCCGAAGCCAAAUCCCAACUUGUUGAAUUUCUCCAAGAUCCAAUCCCUGCUGAGAUCGACAAAUUUCUCCCAUUUGAACUCGACGAUGUCAAUGAAUUCCCUCUUGUCGUCCAAUCCACCUUCUUCACUUGCGGCGGGGUUGCCGUCGGUCUUGGCAUGUCCCACAAGGUCGGCGAUGGCUUGUCAUUCUUCAUGUUUAUCAACAGCUGGGCUGCCAUUGCUGGCGGCAAUUGCCAUACCGAUACGGUGACCCCUCGAUUCGCUUCCGCCACGCUUUUCCCGCCGAGGAGUUUGAAGGGGUUUGAACCGAGGACUGGGAUUGUGAAGGAAAACAUUGUGGCCAAGAGGUUUCUCUUCGACGCCUCCUCAAUAGCGGCUCUUAGAGCCAAAUAUGAUGACACAAGACGCGUACGCCCUACUCGCGUCGAGGCCUUAUCGGCUUUCAUAUGGUGUCGUUUCACGGCUGCUACUCAAUCAAAAUCCAACCCAGCUGGCAAGAUCUACACCGUUCUCCAUGCUGUUAAUCUACGCACCAGAAUGGACCCGCCUCUUUCGGCAAACUAUUUCGGAAAUAUAAGCCGAAUCGCAAUCUCAAUACCGUCCGUGGAUUCCGACGAUGAUGGGUGUCGUGGCAUCGUCAACCAAGUAAGGGAUUCGAUAAGCAAAGUGAACGCGGAAUACGUGAAGAAGCUUCAAGAGAGUGAUUGGCUUGGGCACUUGAAUUUCAUUAAAGAGCGCACCGCACAAAUCAGGAAAGGAGAUGUGGUGUCGUUUAGCUUCACCAGCUUGUGCAGAUUUCCCAUAUAUGAUGCUGAUUUUGGGUGGGGGAAGCCGGUGUGGGUUAGCGCGGCAAGAUUGCCGUUCAAGAAUUUAGUUACUUUCCUUGACACCAAGUCCGGGAACGGAAUAGAAGCGUGGAUUAACCUGAAAGAAGAAGACAUGGCUAAAUUUGAAUGCGAUGAGGAGCUCCUCGCGCAUGUUUCACCGACCCUGAAGCCCAACGUGAAAAGUUCUGCGUUUUAGGCCCCGACUGGUUACCGUCGUCGGAGAGUAUAUAUAUAUAUGAUCAGUAUGCAUGUCCUUUAGUUUACUAGUAUUGUGUUAAUUAUUUGUGUGCA